Theobroma cacao (cacao) is the source of this 2763-nucleotide messenger RNA. RefSeq names its product putative disease resistance protein At1g61300. Gene Ontology annotation, molecular function: ADP binding; ATP hydrolysis activity. NCBI's taxonomy places the organism in Eukaryota, Viridiplantae, Streptophyta, Magnoliopsida, Malvales, Malvaceae. The record is from RefSeq and is a predicted model, not a curated record.
AUGGCAGCAUUGCUAGCAGCAUUUGUUGUGCCAAUCUGGGACCUUGCCAAAAUCAUGUGGAAUUCCAUUUCGAAUCGUGCAGAUUACAUACGUGACGUGGGGAACAAUCUUGAGUCCUUAGAAUAUGAAAUGGAACGACUGAGAAGAACGAAAGAAGAUGUGGAAGCAAGGCUUGACUGCGAAGAGAAUGAAUGGUUCCAGCGUACACAUGAAGUAACUGACUGGCUUGAAAGAGUACAACGAUUAGAAGCCAGUGUGGAGGAGAUUAUUGAAGAGGGCAAAGAAGAAGUGCAAAAGAAAUAUCUUGGAGGCUUCUGUCUCUAUGAUUGUUGCUCAAGCAAUCAGGCUGGGAAGAAAGUGAGUGAAACACUGAAAAGUGUUGCUGAACUGAUCACUGAUUCUAAAUUCGAUGUGCUGGUACCGGAUAAGCCUCGUGACUUGGUGGAUGAGAGGCCUGAAAGGAUCAGCUUGGGGUUAGCUACUAAGCUGGACCAGGUUUGGAGAUGGAUUGAAGAUCCAUCUGUUGGAAUUAUUGGCAUAUAUGGAAUGGGAGGUGUAGGCAAGACCACCCUCUUAAAGAAGGUUAACAAUAAGUUCCUUGAUAGAAGCCAUUCUUUCAAACCGGUGAUGUGGAUUCUAGUGUCUAAAGAUGCAGAGGUUGAAAGGGUUCAAGAACUGAUUCGGAAUGAAUUAAAUAUCCCUGAUAGAGUGUGGGAAAAUCAAAAUGUGGAUGGCAAGGCUGCAGAAAUAUUCAGGGUCUUGAGAAGGAAGACGUUUGUACUUUUGUUAGAUGAUCUAUGGGAGCGAUUAGACAUCAUGAAACUGGGAGUUCCCAUUCCUGAUAAUGCUAAUGGAUCGAAAAUAAUAUUUACAACUCGAUCUGAGGAAGUGUGUGGCCGUAUGGAAGCUCAUAGAAGGCUAAAGGUAGAAUGCUUGCCACCGGAUGUUGCUCUGGACUUGUUCCGAACAAAGGUAGGUGAAGAUGUUCUGAAUUCUCAUCCGGAAAUACCAAAGCUUGCCGAAUUAGCUGCCCAGGAAUGCAAAGGUUUGCCGCUUGCUCUGAUUACCAUCGCCAGAGCCAUGGCAAGUAGGAAAACUCCUCAGGAGUGGAAGCAUGCUAUAAAAUUAUUGCAGAGUUAUCCAUCAGAGUUUUCAGGUAUGGGAGAUCAUGUCUUUCCCAUUCUCAGGUUCAGUUAUGAUAGUUUGAGUGAUGACACUGUAAAGAAAUGUUUCCUAUAUUGUUGUGUAUUUCCAGAAGACCAUGAUAUUGAGAAAAAUGAACUUGUUGAACUAUGGAUUGGGAAAGGGUUUUUGGAUAAAUUUGAUAAUAUAUAUGAUGCCAGGAAUGAGGGAGAAUUCAUUGUCGGAAGCCUAAAGUUAGCAUGUCUGCUGGAGGAUGGGGUAAGGUAUAGUUUUUCAACAAAACAUGUUAUGAUGCAUGAUGUGAUUCGCGACAUGGCAUUAUGGCUAGCUUGUGAGAACGGCAAGAAAGAGAACAACAUCCUGGUACAAGAUCAUGUUACGUCAGUUAAAGCUCAUGGCUUGACAAGAUGGAAGGAGGCUGUGAGGGCAUCGCUGUGGGGUACUAGUUUUACAUCUCUUAGUGAAACACCCUUUUGCCCGCAUCUCCAAACUUUGCUGGUCGGGAGAACUCACCUGAGGAUGUUCCCGACUGGAUUCUUUCAUCUUAUGCUUGCCUUGAGAGUUUUGAACCUGUCUGAGAAUCAGGAACUCAGGAUGUUACCUGAAGGAAUUGGUGAAUUGAUCAAUUUGCAUUAUCUUAAUCUGUCAUUAACUUCAAUAGGAGAGUUGCCAGUUGGGAUUAAGAAUUUGAAGAACCUAAAGAUUUUGCUCCUAGAUGACACAUAUUUCCUUACAAAGAUCCCAAAAGAAGCUAUCUCAAGCCUUUCCUCAUUGACAAUUUUCAGUAUGUUCUUUUACCAAGGUUAUCAAUCCCUUCAUGGCUUGGAUGAAUUCAUGUUGGCAGAGGAGUUGGGGAGUCUAGAAAACCUGAAUGAACUAAGUAUCACCUUGUCUUUCUUUCAAUCUAUCCUGAAAUUACUGGAGUCCCUGGAGUUUCCAAAGUGCAUCAGAAGAUUAUCAAUAGGAUGCAAGAUUCUGAUCUCACUUGAAAUCCCGUCUCCGCUUGUGAGAAGCAUGGAGCAUUUAGAGAGGCUUGAACUAAAGGGAUGUUAUUCUUUGGAGGAGUUGAUCAUUUAUCCAGAACACAAUGAGGGAAUGGAAGAUAUACCUCCAUUUUUAUAUAACUCAAAGCCAAUGACAGGACAUGAAUGCUUCCGCAACCUUUCUCUUGUGGACAUUCUGUUGUGUUCCAUGGUGAACUUGACAUGGCUCGCCCAUGCUCCGCUCCUUCAAACUCUAUUAGUAAGCAGAUGCAACUUGUUAACUGAAGUAAUUCGUGAAGAUUUCAGUAACGGAGCAACUGAAGAAUACCCAGACUUGUUCUCAAAUCUCACAACGCUUUAUUUGUCUGAACUACCAAGUUUAGAGUGGAUCUGCUGGCAAGCUUGGCCUUUUGCUGAACUUAAGGAGAUCCAUGUAAUAAAUUGCCCGAAUCUGACAAAGCUGCCAUUCAAUUCAAACAGUGCAAAGAACAGUUUGAAGGCAAUCAAAGGAGAUAAGAGCUGGUGGGAUGGAUUGCUGUGGGAGGAUGAAACUGUUAAGCUUGUUUUUGCUUCCAAAUUUCAAGAUGAGACCCUUGACUCUGAGUGCGUACUGAUUAAGAACUACAUCAAUUCGUAA